Chiroxiphia lanceolata (lance-tailed manakin) is the source of this 444-nucleotide messenger RNA. RefSeq names its product feather keratin B-4-like. The coding region runs from base 103 to 444 and encodes 113 amino acids. Gene Ontology annotation, molecular function: structural constituent of cytoskeleton. Lineage: Eukaryota; Metazoa; Chordata; Aves; Passeriformes; Pipridae. The transcript has 2 exons. The record is from RefSeq and is a predicted model, not a curated record. Gene Ontology annotation, cellular component: intermediate filament.
GCAGCAUAAAAGCCGGUCCAGCACCUCUCUCCCUCCCACCCUUCUCCUCAAGCCUUCUCCUGCCUUCUCUGCCCACAACCAGGGCCCCUCCACACCACACCCAUGGCCUGCUACGACCUCUGCCGCCCCUGCGGACCCACCCCGCUGGCCAACAGCUGCAACGAGCCCUGUGUCAGGCAGUGCCAGGACUCCACCGUCCUCAUCCAGCCCUCCCCCGUCCGCGUCACCUUCCCAGGGCCCAUCAUGACCUCCUUCCCCCAGAGCUCCUUCGUUGGAUCCACCGCAGGGGCUGCCCUGGGCACGGAGCUCAACGUCCAGGGACAGCCCAUCUCCGGCGGCUUUGGGGCCAGAGGCUACGGCCUGGGCUAUGGCCGUGGCUUUGGCUACGGCCUGGGAGGACUGGGCUGUGGCCUGGCAGGCCUGGGCUGCUCCGGCACCUGCUGA